AUUGGAGGAAAGGUGGGUGAGAGGAAUCAAGUGUGAAAAAAGGGAUCUUUCCGCCGUUGUGAGUGGAAAUUUUGUUUGCAGAGAGACAUGGCGCCUGAUUAUUGGAUUACGUCUCUCACCUGUGCAAGUUCUGCUAUUCAAUCCCCGGUUGAAUGGUUGAGAUUCAUCUUCUUAUCUCCAUGCCCUCAACGAGCGCUCUUCUCCGCCAUCGAUCUUAUCUUCUUGCUCGUCUUCUUCGUCUUUGCCGUCCAGAAGCUUUGUUCCAGACUCCGCUCUCAUGGCCAUUCCGACUCUUCUAUUGAUAAACCCCUGCUCGAAAACAAGAGAAACCAUCUCAGAACUACUCUAUGGUUCAAGCUUUCCCUGAUUCUAACGGUGCUGUUAGCAGUAUCAAUCACUGUGCUCUGCAUUCUCACCUUCAUCAGAAGCACCGAACCGGCAUGGAAGAUACCUGAAGUUGUUUUUCUGCUAAUACAAGCCGUGACGCACUUGGCUAUUGCGAUUCUGAUCGCUCACGAGAAGAAAUUUGAGGCCGCGUUUCAUCCGAUGACCCUUCGAGUUUACUGGGUCGUGAACUUCGCUGUUGUCUGCUUGUUCGCUGCUUCAGCCAUCAUUCGGUUGAGCUCUGUACAAUGGAACCAUGAUUCAGAGUUAACGAAGGAUGAUGCGUUCUUCAUUAUCAACAUCCCUAUAUCUGCUUUUCUUCUACUUGUCGCCAUUAGAGGAUCGACUGGGAUUAAGACGACGAGCGAAACGCAAUCUGGGUUGGAGCCAGAUGAGAAAUUUAAAGAACCUUUACUGCUCGAACCGAACGUGAGUCGCUACGCUUCAGCUUCUUGGAUGUCUAGGGCAGUAUGGUUUUGGAUGAAUCCCCUGCUAAGUAAAGGCUACAAAUCUCCUCUGAAGACCGAGGAUGUGCCAUCGCUUGCGCCUGAACACAGGGCGGAAAGAAUGUCAGAGCUUUUCGAAUCCAAUUGGCCCAAACAAGCCGAGCAAUCGCAGCACCCAGUUCGAACCACAUUGCUUCGGUGCUUCUGGACGGAACUCCUCUUCACUGCUUCCCUUGCGAUCGUACGCCUCUGCGUCAUGUAUGUAGGUCCAACUCUGAUCCAAAGAUUCGUCGAUUUCACUUCAGGGAAGGGAAGUUCCCCCUACGAGGGUUACUAUCUCGUAACGAUCCUUCUCGUCGCGAAGUUCUUCGAAGUGCUGACUUCCCAUCAGUACAAUUUUAACUGUCAGAAGAUCGGAAUGCUUAUUCGGUCCUCGCUGAUCACAUCUCUGUACAAGAAGGGCCUGAGGCUGUCGUGCUCGGCAAGGCAAGAACAUGGAGUCGGGCAAAUCGUGAAUCACAUGUCCGUCGACGCUCAGCAGCUCUCCGACAUGAUGAUGCAGCUGCACAGUCUGUGGUUGAUGCCCAUCCAAGUUACCACCGCCUUCGUUCUCCUCUUCGGCUACUUCGGCGUAUCUGUGAUCGUAUCAUUUCUAGGGCUCCUAUCGGUUCUUCUAUUCACCUUGUUCGGAACCAAACGGAACAACCGUUUCCAGUUCAAUGUGAUGAAGAAUCGUGAUUCGAGGCUGAAGGCGACGAACGAGAUGCUGAACUACAUGCGAGUGAUUAAGUUCCAAGCUUGGGAGGAGCACUUCAACAAGAGAAUCCAAGAUUUCCGUGAAGCAGAGUACGGGUGGCUCACCAAGUUCAUGUACUCCGUUUACGGCAAUAUAGUGGUGAUGUGGAGCACCCCCGUGUUGGUUGCGUCGCUCACGUUUGGGGCGGCGAUCUUGAUGGGUGUUCCGCUCGAUGCAGGGAAGGUAUUCACGCUGACGACGUUCGUCAGGAUCUUGCAGGAGCCAAUCAGAGCGUUCCCACAGGCACUGAUUGGUCUCUCGCAGGCAAUGAUCUCGCUCGGCAGGUUGGACUCUUACAUGACCAGUCGGGAGAUUAUGGACGGAGUGGUGGAGAGGGUGGACAGUUGCAGCGGUGACGUCGCCGUCGAGGUAAAGGAUGGGGCGUUCACGUGGGACGAUGAGAGCAGCGAAGCUUUGAUGCGAGAUUUGAAUUUGGUGAUCAAGAAGGGGGAACUUGCCGCCAUUGUCGGGACCGUUGGAUCGGGGAAGUCAUCCCUACUUGCGGCGAUUCUCGGCGAAAUGCCCAAAAUUUCCGGAACGGUGAGAGUUUGUGGAACCACUGCUUAUGUGGCACAGACUUCCUGGAUCCAGAAUGGAACCAUCCAAGACAACAUCCUGUUUGGUUUGCCAAUGAACACAGAAAGAUACAGGGAAGCAAUCAGGGUUUGUUGCUUGGAGAAGGACUUGGAAAUGAUGGAGUUCGGUGACCAGACUGAGAUUGGAGAGCGUGGUAUCAACCUCAGUGGUGGGCAGAAGCAGCGUAUACAGCUUGCCAGGGCUGUUUAUCAGGACUGUGAUAUCUACCUCCUUGAUGAUGUCUUCAGUGCCGUUGAUGCUCAAACCGGUUCAGAAAUAUUCAAGGAAUGCGUGAGAGGAGCCCUUAAAAAUAAGACCGUUUUGCUCGUAACCCACCAAGUUGACUUCUUGCACAAUGCUGAUCUCAUUCUGGUCAUGCGAGAUGGGAGGAUUGUACAAGCUGGAAGGUACCAUGAGAUUAUGGAAUCUGGCAUUGAUUUUAAAGCACUUGUCACUGCACAUGAAACAUCCAUGGAGCUGGUUGAUAUUAGUGCAAAUGGAUCUGGUGAAAACUCCCUACAAACACCAAAAUCUCCCGAAGCUUCAUCAAACCAAGAAGAACCCAAUGGUGUAAAUGGGUCUGUUGAGCAGUCCAAAUCUGAGAAGGGAACCUCAAAGCUCAUUAAAGACGAGGAGAGAGAAACCGGACAAGUUGACUUGCAGGUGUACAAGCUUUAUUGCACUGAGGCGUUUGGGUGGUGGGGAGUUGCAGCUGUACUACUAACAUCUCUGGCAUGGCAGGCAUCUCUAAUGGCAAGUGACUAUUGGUUGGCAAAUGAGACUAAAGAAGAUAAUGCUUCUUCUUUCAGACCCUCUCUGUUUAUUGAUGUCUACGUAGCGAUAUCAGCAGCUUCAAUUGUUUUGGUGCUGAUCAGAUCUAUCCUUGUCGCCUAUAUGGGGCUCAAGACAGCUCAAAGUUUCUUCAAGCGGAUUCUUCAUAGCCUCUUACAUGCUCCAAUGUCAUUUUUUGAUACCACACCUUCAGGAAGAAUUCUGAGUCGGGCGUCAACAGACCAGACUAAUGUUGAUCUUUUCCUCCCCUUCUUUUUGAGUAUGACAAUUGCCAUGUACAUUACAGUGAUCAGCAUCAUCAUUAUUACUUGUCAGUAUGCUUGGCCAACAAUCUUCCUAAUUAUACCAUUGGGUUGGCUGAAUAUCUGGUACAGGAGUUAUUACCUUGCAACAUCUCGUGAGGUGACUCGCCUUGAUUCAAUCACCAAAGCACCUGUUAUUCAUCAUUUCUCAGAAAGCAUUGCCGGGGCUAUGACAGUACGGUGCUUUAGGAAGCAAGGGAGAUUUAUUCAGGAGAAUAUUGACAGGGUCAAUGCAAAUUUGCGUAUGGAUUUUCACAAUAAUGGAUCGAAUGAAUGGUUGGGAUUCCGCUUAGAAUUGAUUGGCAGUAUCAUCCUUUGCAUUUCUGCAAUAUUUAUGGUCUUCUUGCCUAGCAGUAUCAUCCAACCUGCAUAUGUGGGUCUAACUCUCUCCUACGGUAUGGCUCUCAAUGGUGUACUGUUUUGGGGCAUAUUUUUGAGUUGCUUUGUGGAGAACCGAAUGGUAUCUGUCGAGAGAAUAAAACAAUUCACAAACAUUCCAUCUGAAAAACCAUGGAGGAUCAAAGACUGUCUGCCUUCUCCAAAUUGGCCAACCGAGGGCAAUAUCAAUCUGAAGGACUUGCAGGUUAAAUAUCGACCAAACACUCCUCUGGUUCUGAAAGGCAUCACUCUCAACAUCCAAGGAGGAGAGAAGAUUGGUGUUGUUGGUCGAACUGGGAGCGGCAAGUCAACUUUGAUCCAAGUUUUUUUUAGGUUGGUGGAGCCUUCAGGGGGCAAAAUAAUUAUUGAUGGGGUCGACAUUUGCACACUGGGCCUUCAUGAUCUCAGAUCUCGUUUUGGGAUAAUUCCCCAAGAACCAGUCCUUUUUGAAGGAACUAUCCGAAGCAAUGUUGACCCCGUUGGACUGUAUUCAGAUGAAGAAAUAUGGAAGGUACAUACUUAUUCGCAGAGCCUUGAACGCUGCCAACUAAAGGAAGUGGUGGCUGCUAAACCAGAGAAACUUGAUGCUCCAGUGGUUGAUGAUGGGGACAAUUGGAGCGUGGGACAAAGGCAGCUUAUUUGUUUGGGGCGUGUAAUACUUAAGCGCAGCAGGCUUUUGUUUUUGGAUGAAGCAACUGCUUCUGUUGAUUCACAAACCGAUGCUGUCAUACAAAGAAUUAUCAGAGAGGAAUUCUCAGCCUGCACAAUUAUAAGCAUUGCUCAUAGAAUACCCACAGUCAUGGACUGUGAUAGAGUGUUGGUUAUAGAUGCUGGACGAGCAAAAGAGUUUGACAAACCAUCUCGGUUGCUUGAGAGGCCCUCUCUAUUUGGGGCAUUGGUUCAGGAGUAUGCCAAUCGUUCUCAUGGUUUAUAGACAUUGACUGGGUUCUCCUAAAUUACUACUAAAAGGUACAAUUUGCGUGUUGCGCCCAUCUCCAUUGACCUCAGCGAUUAGUGAUUGCAGAACUGAUGGCACAAAUUCAACUACCAGGCAGUAGAAUUUCCAUCUGCCAGUGCCUCGCCCACAAACAUUUUCUUUCAGAUCAUUUAUCAAGUUGCUUUAUCUAAUAUACUAGCAUCAUAUAUAGUUUUAAGGGGUCAAAAUACCAAGGAAACCAUCCAUCAAUUUGUUCAUAUUGAUUAUCUUUACUUUUUAGGGGUUUUUGCUCUUUCAUGUGAGGAUUCUUUACUGUGUUGGAAACAUAUUUAUUAUGGAUGUGUUCGGAAGAAAAAAAAAGGAACACAUGUAAUCCCCACACAAUGAAAUUAUUUUGAAUGAACUACUGGAGGACCAUUUCAAGGACAGUUGCUAUUCAUGGGAACUUGCUCAUUUACA
Messenger RNA from Telopea speciosissima, 5070 nucleotides. Its product is annotated as ABC transporter C family member 14. The record is from RefSeq and is a predicted model, not a curated record. Gene Ontology annotation, biological process: transmembrane transport. The transcript is spliced from 11 exons. Bases 88 to 4608 code for a protein of 1506 amino acids. Gene Ontology annotation, cellular component: plant-type vacuole; vacuolar membrane. Gene Ontology annotation, molecular function: ABC-type transporter activity; ATP binding; ATP hydrolysis activity. Lineage: Eukaryota; Viridiplantae; Streptophyta; Magnoliopsida; Proteales; Proteaceae.